Messenger RNA from Phyllostomus hastatus (greater spear-nosed bat), 1438 nucleotides. RefSeq names its product protein C19orf12 homolog. The record is from RefSeq and is a predicted model, not a curated record. The transcript is spliced from 3 exons. Lineage: Eukaryota; Metazoa; Chordata; Mammalia; Chiroptera; Phyllostomidae. Bases 136 to 558 code for a protein of 140 amino acids.
GAGGGUCAUUCUGAUCCCUGUCCCAGCGUCGGUGCCUGCUCCUGCUGCACACCCACAGGUACGCUCCUCCCUGGGACUGAUUCCUCUUGGUCUCUGGCUGGUCCAUGGUUCUGCCUCAUCCAAUCUGCCGCCGAGAUGUCAGUCACGGUGGAGGACGUCAUGAGGCUGCUGUGCUCCAUUUCGAAGGAGAAGAAAAUGAGAGUGACCAUCAAACACUCACUGAGGGGUGGCGUGGUCGCCGGUGUAACGACUGCCAUUGGUGGCCUGUUACUUGGCCCCCCAGGACUAGCUCUUGGGGGUGCCCUAGGGGGGCUCUUAGCGUGGGCGACGAGUGAGGAGUUCCAGCCUGUCCCUCAGAUCCUAAUGGAGCUGCCGCUCGCUAAGAAGGUGAAGCUGUGCAAUCAGUUCAUGGCCAUCGUCAGGGGCCUGGAUUGGACAGACGCUGUGACGCUGACCGCACUGGUCAUGGGCAGAGUGGACCUGAAGCAACAGCUGAUUCACAUGGUGGUGGGCUACCUCACCAAGGAGCUCAAGGCCAAGGUGCAGUACGGCAAUUAGCCCCUCAGGGCACCACAGGGUGUCACAGGAGGUCCCUGUGGGCUGGGGUACCCCACCCCACUGGCUGUGCUGGAUCCUGGUGGACAUUGAGGAGGAGGGGUUUCUGUGGGGUGGCUGAGGGGGGUGGUAGUCUGAGCCUACCCUCCUGCCGUGGGGUCUGGAGGGAGGUGACCGUGGACAGCUGCUCAUCUGCGAAGUUGACCUCUGACCCGGGCAGGUGCAAUAGGAGUGGGUGCCCCUACCGACCCGGGGUCCCAGGACCUGGCAGCCGGCCCCACUGGAAUCAUGGGGACCCCCUGAGUGAGUCCCUCCCCUCGGCCCCUUCCGAGGGGUCCCUGGGAGGGAAUCAACAAGUGCACCCCGCCCUUCUCCCACCUGCCCAGGCCCUACUGUCCCAUCCCCUUCUGCUUUUCCAGGUCGUUGCUUGCAGCAAAAGUGUCAUUGCUCUUUCUGAAGGGGUCGGGUCCCAGGCCACCUCUGAGAAGUGGGCACCCGAACACCCCACACACUGGGUCCUCCCUUACCUAGAACCACGCCGGCACUGUCCCCAGAUGGGACAGGAAAUGGUCAGUGGCUUCUUUAAGAAAACACAUUAUUGAUAUAUUUUUAGAGAGGGGGAAGGGACGGAGAAAGAGGGAGAGAGACGUGCAUUCGCUCCCUCUCAUACAUGCCGCACCCAGGGGCCCACCCCGCCACCCAGGCGUCUGCACUGACUGGGAACCUAACCUGCGACCAUUCCCUUGCAGAGGGCGCCCACCCCAGGGCCCCUCCGCCCCCCGCCAGGGCUUCGGCACGUGGUCUUCGGGGCCAGUGCCUCCGAGUGAAAUUGCUGGGUACAAAGUGGCAGUAGUUUCAUCAAUACACUUUAUUGAUUAGGCUA